This is a messenger RNA of Rangifer tarandus platyrhynchus (Svalbard reindeer), 1692 nucleotides long. NCBI's taxonomy places the organism in Eukaryota, Metazoa, Chordata, Mammalia, Artiodactyla, Cervidae. The record is from the annotation of a GenBank genome assembly.
AUGGCUUCAGGGGCUGCAGGCCUGGCCCGCCCGGCCCGGCGCCGAGUCCGGCUCGUGCACCCGGCCGCGGCGCAGACCCGCUCGGCGGAAGACUGGUGGUGGGACCGACUUGCUCCGAGCGGCUCAGGGUACCACCUGCUGCAGUCGGACAGCAUGCUGCUGGUGCUGCCAGGUCCGGGGCCCGCCCGCCUCCGCGCGCAGAGACGCGUCGCCCGCCAAGCUCGGCGGCUGCGGUCCCCGGGGUCCCGCGCGGCCGAGGCCAAGCCCAGUUCCCCGCCCGCGCCCACACCGCUGCAGGAGCCCGACCCGGGCUGGGGCGACCGCGUUCCCCUGGAAAUCCUGCUGCAGAUUUUCGGGUUGCUGGUGGCGGCGGAUGGGCCUAUACCCUUUCUCGGCAGGGCUGCCCGCGUGUGCCGCCGCUGGAACGAGGCCGCCUCCCAGCCUGCACUCUGGCACACCCUGACCCUGUGUCCCCCGCUGGCUGGCCGCCCUGCCAAGAGUGGGGCCAAGGCUGAGAAGAAGCUCCUUUCUUCCCUGGAGUGGCUUAUGCCUAAUCGGUUCUCACAGCUCCAGAGGCUGACUCUCAUCCAUUGGAAGUCCCAGGUACACCCUGUGUUGAAGCUGGUUAGUGAGUCCUGUCCUCGGCUCACCUUCCUCAAGCUUUCUGACUGUCAUGGUGUGACCCUUGAAGCUCUUAUCAUGCUAGCCAAAGCCUGCCCUCAGCUCCACAGCCUGGACAUACAGCACUCAAUGGUGAAGUCCACGGCUGUGGUAAGCUUCUUGGAGGAAGCUGGACCCCGAAUGCGGAAGCUGUGGCUGACCUACAACCCCCAGACAACAGCCAUCUUGGGUGCACUGCUGGGCAGCUGCUGCCCACAGCUCCAGGUCCUGGAGGUGAGCACUGGCCUCAGCCACAACAUCACUCCCUUCCAGCUGCCUGUCGAGGCCCUGCAGAAAGGCUGUCCCCAGCUGCAGGUGCUGCGGCUGUUGAACCUGACAUGGCUGCCCAAGCCUUCCGGGCGAGUGAUAACUCCUGGCCCAGGUUUCCCCAGCCUUGAGGAGCUCUGCCUUGCUAGCUCCACCUGUAACUUUGUGAGCAACGAAGUCCUGGGCCGCCUGCUCCACGGCUCCCCUCACCUGCGCUUGCUGGAUCUGCGCGGCUGUGCUCGGAUCACGCCUGCUGGCCUACAUGAUCUGCCGUGUCAGAGUCAGUGCUUCCUGGGUGGCAGGUGGGCAGGCGGGAUGCGGGGAUCCUUGCCCACCCAAAGCUCAUACCCGCUCUUCUCACCUCCAGAGCUGGAGCAGCUUUACCUGGGCCUGUACGGCAUGUCAGACCGGCUGACUCUAGCCAAGGAAGGCAGCCCUCUGCUCACCCAGAAGUGGUGUCACAGUCUGCGGGAGCUGGACUUGAGUGGCCAGGGCUUCAGUGAGAAGGACCUGGAGCAGGCCUUAGCUGUCUUCUCAGACACCCCUGGGUGCUCCCAGCUGGCCCUGUGCUCCCUCAACCUCAGGGGCACUCGAGUCACACCAGGCACAGUUAGCUCUGUGAUAAGCAGCUGCCCAGGUCUGCUGUACCUCAACCUGGAAUCCUGCCGCUGCCUUCCCCGGGGCCUGAAGCAGGCCUACAGAGGCCCAGAGGAAGUCCAAUGGUGCCUGGAGCAGCUGCUCACCAGCCUCCCCUCCCCCAGCUAG